Molecule: messenger RNA, 7695 nt
Organism: Lytechinus pictus (painted urchin)
Lineage: Eukaryota; Metazoa; Echinodermata; Echinoidea; Temnopleuroida; Toxopneustidae
Product: potassium voltage-gated channel unc-103-like
Exons: 11
Coding region: 50-2887 (945 amino acids)
Biological process (GO): potassium ion transmembrane transport; membrane repolarization during action potential
Cellular component (GO): plasma membrane
Molecular function (GO): inward rectifier potassium channel activity
Source: RefSeq, a predicted model, not a curated record
UGCAGAAUUCUGAUGUUCUGGCGGUAAGAGAGACGGGACAUCUAUCCCAAUGAGACGAAAGAGAAAUGUCUCCACCGAUAAGUCGGAGGUGUUACGACUGACAUCAGAUGAGAUCAACCACAAGAAGCUUCGCGUUCGUCAGCUUCACAAGUUUACUAUCCUUCAUUAUUCACCCUUCAAAGCAGUUUGGGAUUGGUUUAUACUUCUCCUCGUCGUUUAUACAGCCAUCUUUACUCCAUAUUCAGCAGCUUUUCUACUUAAAAAUGAUGAAAACAAGGCAAAGCUUAACAAAGAUGCUGAUACCCGAGAUGGUGACAGUCUCUCCACCAGCUACACCCAGCCAUUGGUCUUCAUCGACAUGGUGGUCGACGUCAUGUUUAUUGUCGAUAUCUUCAUCAACUUCAGAACCACCUUCCUCGACGACUCCCUCGGCGAGGUCGUCUCGAACCCGGCCAAGAUUGCCAAGCAUUACUUGAAGGGAUGGUUCGUGAUUGAUGUGCUCGCCGCCAUCCCUUUUGAUCUUCUUCUAUUCUCUGUUGCAGCAGACGAGAAAACGACCUCAGCAAUGAGCUUGUUAAAAACAGCCCGAUUGUUGAGACUACUACGUGUUGCUCGUCGUUUAGACCAGUAUUCUCAGUUUGCUCCAGCCGUUGUGUGCCUCCUCAUGUGUGCCUUUACUCUUGUUUCUCACUGGAUGGCGUGUAUAUGGUACGCCAUCGGGGAGCAACAAAGACCAGAGAUACAAUAUGGAUGGCUAGACAUGCUAGCGCAAGAUUUAUUUACUCCAUACACGAAUGCAUCUACAGGUGGUCCAUCAUUAAAAGAUAAAUACGUGUCAUCACUAUAUUUUACUUUAACAACUUUAACAACAGUGGGAUUUGGAAAUAUAGCGCCAUCAACGGAUGCAGAAAAACUGUUUGCCAUCUGCAUGAUGCUUAUAGGAUCGCUCAUGUUUGCUUGUAUCUUCGGUAACAUGACGGCGAUCAUCGAGCGUCUUUACGCCGGUAUAUCCCGGUACCAGCAGCAGCUAAACCUCGUUAAAGAGUUCGUCAAGUUUCACAAUGUACCAAAUCCUUUACAAAGUCGGUUGAAGGAAUACUUCAAGCAUGCCUGGGUCUAUAUGAAUGGAAAUGACUUCCAUGAAGUCGCAGAAGUUAUGGCCGACUUUCCUGAUUUUCUUCAAGCUGAUAUAUCACUUCAUUUAAAUCGUAAUCUUCUCAAAGAAUCUAAUGCAUUCCGAGGUGUCAAUCAUGGAUGUUUACGAGCGUUAUCGAUGAAAUUCAAGACGACGCACACUGCUCCAGGUGAUAUAUUAAUACACAAAGGCGACUCACUAAAUGUCAUGUACUUUAUAUCGAGAGGAUCCCUGGAAAUUUUACAGGGAAAUCUUGUUCUAGCAAUUUUAGGAAAGAAUGAUGUUGUAGGUGAAAAUUUCUGUACGUGCCAGGAUGUGGGGAGGUCAAAAGGCACUGUGAGGGCGUUGACCUACUGUGACCUGGUGACAUUGACAAGAGAAGAUCUGAUGGAUGUCAUCAGGUCAUAUCCAGACUUCAAAGAUCAUUUUGCUGAGAGGGUUGAAAUCACCAUGGAUAUGAGAGAUUAUGAUACUUCUGAAAGAAGGCCUUCUGCGAUUCCUGAGAAAGACGUUGAGGCUGACAAGACACCGCAAAAGAAAACUUCAAAUUCUAGAAACAACCUGACAGUCAGCAAUACUAGAUUAACCAUUACACCUAUGCAAAGUUCAGAGAAUCUCCAAACUAUCUAUCGUUCUACAUCACCCAGUACUAGGAGACGAUUCAGAAAGCGGAGCGAGAAAUCAAGGUCACAAUCACAAGAUUCUUCCAAACGUACAACGGUCGACAUAGAGAUGAAUAGAUUAAACGCUGAUGAGGAUGAGGAGGAAGACGAAGGUGAAGAUGCCCCCAUGAUCCCCAAACACACCAGCAGCCCCCGCUCUCCCAAAAAACUUGAUCCCAUUCCACAUAGUCCUCUUAGAGAAACUCAGCACAUGGCGAUAUCAGAGCCACAGCUGACUGAGACAAGACAGAGAGGGCGUAUAUCAACAGGGUUGGGAAUAAGAGGAACGCCAGAGGGCGCCCCAACUAGUUCAUCGACAGGACAAAUUGCACCACCAGCGGUGCACAUUGUGGAUGCGAACAAACUAGUGUGUGAUAAAGCAGUGCAUAAGAGGAUAGAUGAACUAUACUUGCAGCUUGAUAACAUCGAAAAAAGUUUUGAUGCAAAAAGGAAUGAGAUAAUUGAUGUGUUAUUGAAAGAACAAAAGCAGAAAGAAAUGGCGGUGAUUGCACAGACAAUGCAACAGGAUGCCCAAUCUUUACUUCAUAAUAUCAUGCCGUCCACCAAUACCAAUGAGCAAAUUCCUAGUGUGUCGAACCGUGUCCCUGCCACUAUGGCAUCUGUUAUAACAGGAAACAAUGGUACUUCCAACAAUUUACACGAUGUCGAUAGACUCUUAAGCCAGCAGUUUCCUGGUGAUCAACCGGUGGAUGUUCCAGUCCUGCUACCGGAAUCAAAUUCCCAUUCAAUGCCUCAUCAACAAUCCAUGUAUUCCUCUAACACUAUGCCACGUGUAAAGAAGUGCGAACAACCAAGCACGCCGUUCGCGGAAACGCAAACAUUACAACGGCAAUCGCGAUCUCCGCGAUCAGACAAGCGACCGACGACGCGUUCGCCUCGCCCAAGCUCCGCGUCUGGUCGUGUCUCUACAGCACAUCGCUCUGUGUCUGGCCACAAUCUUCAGUCUGCCUCGUCUACCCCUUCUGUGAGUGGCCGGUUAUCUACAGACACCAAUGAAGUUAUAUGGCUAGAACGAACAGAUGAUUCAAGGAGAAAGGAUGACUCCGUCCUUUCGUCAACGUAUUGCUAACAAACGGAAGUCAUUCUUUAUGCGUAUGGUACAUGUUUUCUUAUUUGUUUCUAAUACUCGUAUUUGCCACAAGGGUACCAUACAACGUUACAACAGGCUGGCGAUCCAUGGAGUAUAAAUCUGCAACAAUAAUUAUCAGUACGUACGUACAUGAGUCACAUUGAAUCAUUUUGUCCACGCUGUUGAAGCGCGACUAGACAUAUUUAAUCAAGCGCUUACACUGUGGGCAGGACAUGCGCAACGCAUUAUCCUUCGUUUCCUUUGCGUGCACCGGAAGGAAUACGAAUGGAGGUUUUGGCUGGAGAGGACCAAUCACAGAAUGGAAUUUGAAAAACUCGCAUCACGUGUUGAAUACAUCACGUGAUCUUAAGCCGAGUUUGUGUCGUUAGUGAAUAUGAAGAAUGCCUACGUCUAUACCUAUCCAUGGGUGGGAUUUCAUAAUAUUCUAAUUUUCAACUACAAAAUUGAUUUAUAUACUAGUAUUUACUCCACGAUUAAUGUUUUACACUUGCGAAACCGAUUCCAGACCGACCAAUCUAUUUGCAAUGACGGUUUGGAUCCGGUUUCAUUGAUCAAGACGGUUGACUGUCGAACAAUUGCUUAUUUCAUGGUAGUCGGAUUUUAUAAAGGGUCCGGUUUCGGUUGUACUAUAGUCUCUCAAACAUAAAGUUAUGGACAAAUCUAUAUUUUUGUGGUUGUCAUGUUUAUGAUGAAAAUCUUUUUAUAUUCAUUGUUUUGAGAAUUAUAAUAUUAUAAAAAGGGCAUCAGCAUGCAAUGAAAUAAAUAUUCAAAGGUAAAUCAUGAACGAGGAUAAUCUAAUUGAACGAUUUUCCCUCAAUUCUUUAAACAAGUUUAACUUAUGCCUCUCAAACGGAGUUAACAAUAACCACAGCAUAAUCUACAAAUUUAAAUAUACGAAAGAUUAAGUGAUGAAAGACCAGAAAACAUGUCAAAUUUUACUACAUUCAGUUUCCACUAUAUCCAUGUCUUAAUCAAAACUAAUUUCUAAACCAAAUUAAUGAAAUAUUUCGUCUUCCUAUUUAAGUGUCAAGAAAGACACAUUGCAAUUUUUUUUAUAUAGAUUUCAAAGAGGUGAAAACGAAUUUAUAAUGCAGUAAAGAUAAUAAUUAAUUGCAGAACUAUUUCGCAUACUUUAUUAUACCUUUCAUUUCUCUAAGUUUGUAUUCCAAUAUUCUGUUAUUUUGUUUUCUUUGCUUCUUAAAGAUACUACAAAACACAAUCUCCCUUUCCUUUUAAAAACAAUGUGUAUUUUAUUUUCUCGCAUAUUAACAAAUUCCAUCUGCACAACAUGCUAUAUAAUUUGACCGAAAUAUCAAUUGUGCAAUGUUAGGAAAACAAUCUAACGAUAGAAUAAUUUUGAUAGAUAUACAGAGAGGGAGGAGAAAGAGAGAUACGGAAAUGAGAGAGUUUGGGAAGGAGAAAGAGAGAAGAAAAAUAGAGAGUGAAGGAGGAAGAGAGGAGGAGAGAGAAAGAGAGAGAUGCAACCAAAAGGGGCAAGAGUGAACAAGGAAAAAAUAUUGUAAGUAGCUGUGGUAUUUUACGGCGUCGCAUUAGAAAGAAAAGAUACUUCCAGAUUUUUUAUAAGUGAAAGAAAAUUUAUUAUGUGUUAGAUUAAUUACCAUUGAAUGUCAAAUCCCAUUUUGUAUUUUAUAUAUUUUGUAAAUAUGUAUGAUAUCAAAGAGUAAUCUCUCAAUAGAAUUAGGAAUUAUAUGUAUAUAUGUAUCUCCAGAACGAGAAUAUGUUUGGGUGUACAAUGAUGAGCCGAUUAUCACAUUUGUAUUCGAUAAAGGUUGGUGUGUAAACAAACGAAACUUUUUUUACUGAAGUUUACAGAUUACAUGCGCUUAAGUUUUAAGCUUGCAGUCAGUCAUCGAUAAUUAAUAGAAAUAUCUCUGUUUUCACAUUUUAGAUUAUUACACAAGUCUUUUUUCCAAUUGCAUUCUUCUCAAAUGAAUAAACUAUUUCAUAAUCUCAUAAUGGGGUUUAUGUUUCAAAGAACGUAAGCAGAGUGCAACGAGUCCCCGACUUUAAUGUAUUUCUGACAUUAAAUAUGCAAAUAUAAUGCUAAGUGUGUAUAACGUUCCUUGUGUCCAAUUACAAACUUAUGAGUUAACAUGUUAAUGCUAGAAAUUGUAAUUACUAGAUUGAUCGCGCUACUAUAAUGACACUUUCAUACUUUUCAUUUUUUCUAUAUCAUCUGUUUAAAUAUGAUAAGCCGAUAACGAAUUGCACGGAGUAAAGUCAUUUGACUCUUUUUUAAAAGGGCAAGCAAUGUCACAAUUCUUAAAAAUACGAUUUCUUUUCCUUAUUUUUUUGCUUUGUAUUUUGUUUAUUUAAAUUGUGCAGGUAAUAUAAACAAUUAUGUCUGUCACAUAUUACAAAAUGAACCUUUCUCCGCUUUGUGAUAAGACACACCUUAUUGCGCAUACCAAAGUUUAAUUUGUUAACUGCGCUCGAUAUUACAGUAACAAUUCGCAGCUGUAUAUUUUAUUUUUUUCUACAAUAUUGUUGACUGAUUAACAGAACAAACGGCCAAGAACAAAACAACGAAUUUUCCCAUUGUCCAUUAAUUCUGUUCUCUUCAAUUUUGCAUGAUUCAGUAAACUUCCCGCUGGUAUCUUUCCUAACCUCAAACGAAAAAUACCUUUAGAUUAAGAAUUCAAAUCAUACUAUGACUGCGUUUGUCUCCAUGAAAAUUAUGUUCUGCCUAGCCUAAUCUUAUAUUGAAACUAUUCCCUCUUAUAAUGAGUACCGGAUUUGGGUGAAUACAUGUCCAUAUAUUUGCUGCAAUGUGUGCACGAUUGUUUUCUUUGUCAAUGCAAGCAUAGGUGUGAACAAUACUUUACCAAAGAUAUGAUACUUCGAAAAAAGUAUGUGGUUUGCUUACUUGUCGUUAGCAUAUUCAGAAUCAUUUCCUAUGGCUCGGAGGAAUUUUUUUUUCUCUCCCACCUCCUUGUACUAUGGAGCAAGGAUUUUUCUCCCAUCAAUUAACACAUUUCCUUCAUUUUUAGUUAUUAUUUUACGUGAUCUUGGACAUACAAUAGAAGAAAAAAAAAGUCAUAAUGAAACUUAUACUUCUAUGUUUUUUAGAUAAAAAUGUGAAUGGAAAUGCUGAUGGUGAUACUAAUGAUAAUAGUGAGGAAACGGUGAUGAUGACAGAAUAAUAAUCAUGAUAACGUUAACCAACAUAGCCUUAAUAACGAACGUAACUAAAAUUUAAAUUAUUAACAAUUUCCGAUAAAAAAUAAUAAUGAAAAUAUAUAAAAAAAGAUAUAGAUUUAAACUACAAUUUCCAUUAUAUAUUUUGUCUUUCAACAUUAUAAUCUGAGAUGUGUUUCACAAAGAGUAAAGCGUGACUUUAAUUGAUAUUAUUUCAUAAACAUUCAUUAUCAACCUGCAGCACAAGUCCCUCUGAAAAUCUGUGUAAAACAUGCUCCUAUUUGCUAAAAAAAUUAUAGGAAAUUCCGUUGGAAAAUAUCUGACAUUUCAGAGUUUUAAAUUUCCCUUGUGUUCAAGAAAAAAUAUAUAUAUGAUUUAACGAUUGUAAGAUAUUUGGUUUAAAUGCAUAUUAUGUAUAUAAUUUGGUUGCAUUUGUAAAUUAUGAUUGUUCUAUGAAUUAUCUAAAAUGUUGCUUAGAUUUAUUUUUGCUGAACCUGUACGUCUGAUUAGCUGUUCAUGAUUUGAUUUGAUUUGAUCUGCUGUGAGCUGUAGUUUCUAUGAUUUGUUUUUAAUUAUUUUCCUUUUUAUGGAGGUAUACGUCGACCCGUUCGUUAAGGUUAAGAGAAUGGAAAGAUUGGGGACCGUUGGAAUAUGGCAAAGAGAGUGAAUUUUUGAUUGUCCUCAAAAAAGUUGCCAAAGUUAGAGACAUAAAUGUGGAUCGAAAUUUACAUAAUUGAAUGACAUUAUAAAUAAACAGUAUACAUAUACAUACUCUUCAAAUUUAAGCAUUAAUUUAAGAAUUUCAAAGUGCAUACAUCCAGACAUUAAACUAAUCGGAGAAACAGCUGGGAAAACAUUUCGAUCUUUUCAUCAAUUAUAUUCUUGGAUUAUGCAUGUGUAUUGUUUAUUGAUUUUUUUAGACAUUUCACAGAAAAAUACUUUUUACAGCAAAAGAAGAGAAUAUUUUCCAAUUACCGCGUUUGCACGCUGUCUCCACUCGCGGGUCAAACCCGCAAGCCGGGCAGCGUGUAAACACGUAAUAAUUGUGAAAGCUGGUAAAAUAUGUCCUUCCUCGUGAAUAUAUAUGAUAAAGAAUGUACAAUAUCACGUGCUAAUGAUAAUUACUUUACCUUCUCUCAAAAUUGAAAUAGUUUAAGAUUGAUGUAUAUGUUUUCUUGUGCGUUACCUGUAUUCAUGUGAUUUUAAAUAUCACAUGAGGAGUAAAAAUUAAAUACAUAUACUUUUCGUUUACAAAUAACUAAUCAUUGUUGUUGAGCAGUGAUGCAAAUUCAAUAAUUUAUGCCUCUAAUUGCAUUGAUUAAUUAGAUGGCAUGCACUGUUACGAUUGGAUAUUCCUCCGCAUAAAUAUAGGCCUACAUGACUUUAUUAUUCCGCUCCAUCCAUAACUAAUUUAUUCCAUAAAUUCACUCCAUAUAUAUUACUUUAAAUCAUUCGUUCAUCUAUUUGAUAGCUUUUGUUUUGAUAGUGGCAUAGCCAACUUACUUUAUUUUUAGCAGUUCUGAUCUGGUUUUGUGUUUUUUUUUUAUUAAAAAAAAGAAGAUUCGCGAGUCACCUACUAAUUUUUGUUUGGAUCUAGCAAUAAAGAAAGACUUCGUGUGGAAAUCUAU